Trichoplax adhaerens is the source of this 639-nucleotide messenger RNA. RefSeq lists its product as uncharacterized. Gene Ontology annotation, biological process: double-strand break repair via homologous recombination; replication fork processing. The coding region runs from base 1 to 639 and encodes 212 amino acids. The transcript is spliced from 7 exons. NCBI's taxonomy places the organism in Eukaryota, Metazoa, Placozoa, Uniplacotomia, Trichoplacea, Trichoplacidae. Gene Ontology annotation, cellular component: nuclear replication fork. The record is from RefSeq and is a predicted model, not a curated record.
AUGGCUAUUACUGAUAUUUUUUCUAUUUUAAGUGUACCUGGAUGUAUUAUUAAGAAUUUUUUGCUUUCUAGUCAAUUUCGCCGAUAUUGUAUGGAAAUAGUUGGUGAUCACUUUUUGGUAUUUCCUCAACCCCCUGAUAAUUUAAUUACGGUUUUAAACUUCAUAAAAGUUGUAUUUGAAAAUACCAAACCGCAAGUGAAUAUUGUCAGUGACUCGCCAUAUAUAUUCAAGUCUGUUAUGGCAUGUUUGUUAGCCUGUGAUACUUGCUCGCCUGAGAAAGAGCCACCUUCUAUAAGAAAUUUAGCUACAGCUAUAAUAAAGUUAAUAACAAACAAUUUAUCAUGCGAAAAAGAAGUUGAGAUUAGAAACAAACUACAGAAAUGCUUGGAAAAUUUUGUCGAAUCCAACUUUAAACAAUUUAAUGUAAAGAUUCUUAAAAGCUUGGGUAAUGUCGCCAAAUAUGAUAGUGACAUGAUCAUUACCUUGCUACCAAAAAUUCGACAAAUUAUUCUACAAACUGAACAAAACAGAGGUGUUGGAAGAGAUAAAGGACUAAGAUCUGGUUAUACUGACUUCCUGGAAUAUUUGUAUAAAAUAAGCGCGAAGCAAUUUGACCAUUCUGAAUUUGAAAUUAUUUAG